Molecule: messenger RNA, 2849 nt
Organism: Physcomitrium patens
Lineage: Eukaryota; Viridiplantae; Streptophyta; Bryopsida; Funariales; Funariaceae
Source: RefSeq, a predicted model, not a curated record
UCGGAGCUGGAUGUGGCACAAAACUCUUUCUAAAAGCAUAUUAUGAUUAAUCUAUUAGUAUGAGAGCUACAACUCGGUCUGGACGACGUCGAAAAACCUAUUGUGUCUACAAGCUUUUGCCUCUCAUUGUUAGGAACAAAAGCUCUAGAAACUCACUGACCUGUUAGUCGCUGGUUAUCGUGAAAAAUCGGCCAAAGCAACUGCAGAACGGAAGACUUCUUUGCAAUUCUGAUUGAAUCAGCUACCAUUAGUAAGAUGAGAGGCUAAUCAUACAGUGCAAUCAAAGGUAACAGUAUUUCUAACGACUUGCCAUUCUGUCAACUACAAAUAGGGCCUCUGCGUGAGAACUACAAUGCCACACAAUCCAACACUAUUGAUCGUGGAAAGGAAAAUGUUGUCGUGCAUUUACAUUUUGCCCAUGCUAAAUUUAUGCAACCGCACAAGAUAUUAAUGUGCACGAUGGCAUCGUAAGCAGAUUGCUUGCAACCCUCACAUUGGACCGAUAAUCUAAGACCCCUAAUGCCUCAAAGAAAAUAACGCAAGAAUAACGCAUGAGAUUGUAAAGCCCAGAAUAUAAAAUCUGAAAAUUUCUCCUCAAUUUCUUUCACAGCCAAAUAGCUUUGAACUGUUACCGUAACAUUUGCGGGAUGUGAGAACUCUCUACAGUUCCACGAUGGUGUGUUCAAGAGGGGGGCUUGAGGGUAAAGCUGUCCACCCACUUCGGGGAGAGAGGAAGAACUUUCCAAUUGGCAAGAGACCCUUUCCCAGAACAGCCUUUGAUCGUGACUCGUGUUCCACAAUAUCCUCCACUUUCGGCUGAAAAUGGUCCCUUCUUCUGAGCCAAGGGAUUUGGCCGCCUCUUUGCAUUUUUUCCUUCUUUGAGUGCUUAAUUGUGGAAAACCCUCCGAGCUCGCGUUAAACUAGGUUGCAUUGGAUUUGUAUUGGUUGGUCUGCUCUAGGUUGCUGGCUGGUCAAGGUUGCCACUGAUUUGAUCAAGAAGCAGAUUUAAGUAUGCUAUGAGGGUAAAAUCAGCAGCAACAGAAAGCAUCCGCAGGUUUCGUACAAUUUGUGUUGCAGCCACCACGAUCCACUACCCCUCUGCCUUUUCCCUCUCCUGGUUUUCUCACACCAUGAAGGCGUGUGAGAGAUUUUGAAGAACACGGUAGUGUGGUUGCAAGGUCGGCCAGCCUUUCGUGUCUUGUUGAAGCAAAAUGGUACCCAUCUCAGGUCCCUCCUGCAGAACAGGGCUUCCGCUGAUUUUCAUGUUAUGUACCUUUACUCUUGUUGUGUUGGGGGAGGUGGUUACUGGAGAGCUGAUUUUUCUCGAAAGGAUUCGCGGUAGCCCAAAAUUACUAGGUGUUUCUGGUGGAGCCCAAGAUGAGCCUCUCAAAGUUAUAGAUCAGCAAGUUGUUCAGAGUCGGGGAACUUCUGGAGGAGCAAUUGUUCAGAGGCUUGAGGAAUUUUUCGACCAUGACGAGGCCAAACUAAUGACGGAGAAUGUCAGGAAUCGCGAGCUGAAGGCAGUGCCGACCCCAACGGUUUCAAACAACACCAACACUAAUAGUACAAGUGCUACCGUUGCUCCAGUUAGUCCGCCACCCAUUCAAUCAAAAAGAAAUACUUCUCAACCCGCCUUUCCAGUAAAUGGUACGGUUACACCCACGCUACCCACUCAGAAUUCAAGCACGGGUGGUGAGAAUCAGUCACUGCAUGGCGGAAUUUGCGAUCAUGGGCAUGUAAUAGGCAAAUUGAUGGCUGCUGACAGGGAUGAUGAAGAUGGUAUCUAUAACUACCCCCUAACUAUUUCAAAUUCUGAAAACUCGAAAUUAAAUGUAACCAUCAAGACUCCAGAUGGCUGGGAAGCAAAGCCAAAAGAGUUGGUGCUAGAGAAAGAGAAGGCUAUGCUUGUCACCAUCUCAAUGACUGAUAACGAAAUUAUAGGACGUGGAGCACAGAUCAACAUAAGCUGGGGUAAAGGAGAUUGUUACGUCGUUGUUCCCUCUCAGAAGAUUGUGGAUAAUGUGGAUCAUUCCUCAUACAUGGAUUACGUGACUGCUUCGGAGGUUUUUCCUUUGGUUCUCGGAGGCAGCGUGGGGUUCAUUCUGCUACUAUGCAUAGCGGGCGUUUGGGGCUGUGUUUCAUGGCGAGCCCGUUCUCGGCGUCACGGUGAUGCAAACACCAAAUACCAAGAACUAGAAAUAGCAUUACCAAAAUCAGUGGCCAAGGGCGAUGUUGAGGCGCCUCUUUCAACUAAUGGGUGGGAUGAAGUAUGGGAAGACGAUGAUUGGCAGGACACAGAAGCUGUCCGGGCUUCUUCUACAUCUCUCACUGUAUCUGCAGCUGGACUUAACUCACGACGAGAAAAUAAGGAUGGGUGGAAUAGCACCUGGGAUGACUAAGUAAUGGUUCAUCCAGUGUAUUGUUGACAAAGUAUUGGGUUCCACAUACAAAGUCAGGCAGGCAGGCAGACAGACAGACAAACAGAGACAGAUGGACUAACAAAGAACAAGGACAAUCCUAAUUCGAUUGUUCUAGUAACACUGAGCUAUUAGUAAUGCUUUCGUGUUUUUGCUCUUCUUGUCUGUCGAUAUGUGGCUAUCAAUAGGAUUUCUUAUUGCAAAUCUGGCAUCCUGCGAUUGUGUUGUAUUAUUUACUACAUUGUAGGAAAUGCAUUGCAAAGGAUGAGGUUGCAGUUAGACGGUGUCCUUCAACUAGGCAGCAGAUAGGAAAGUGGCGUGGAGCCAUUUGUCGAAAGAGAUGUUACAGUGUGCUUGUGCUUAUGAUGUUUUUCAUUUUGGAGUAAGAGAUGUCUUACUAUUAUUGAUAUUUUUUACAUGUAAGUACCAUUA